Messenger RNA from Acanthoscelides obtectus, 7195 nucleotides. The record is from the annotation of a GenBank genome assembly. Lineage: Eukaryota; Metazoa; Arthropoda; Insecta; Coleoptera; Chrysomelidae.
ACUAUCAUCGUAACGUCCAAAAUCUUAAUGAUGAAAAAUGCCUCCUUGCUUCGACCUUCACCCAUUCAUCGCCUAUCGCUGACGCCUCAUUCCGCAUGGGCGUAACAAUAUAUUGUUUAUUACCUUGUAUUUAUCAACAUAAAGUUGGUUUAUUAAUUUGCAUUGAUAUCAAAGGUAGACAAAUAAGUAGCCGCUGAAUUUGUUAUUGGUUGUAAAUCACCUUGUUGGGAAAUGUGGAGAAUUGACUGUGAACCUGCAUGUGUUUGCAAUUCAAAAUUUGGAUUCUGAUCAGGAACUGGGCUAGUUAUUAUUAGUAAAACGCACACUGGUUGAAUCCAUCACUUGGUGAGAAACAGUUAAAUUUUCCAUCUCUGCCAGAAAUAAUGCUUCAUUAAUUAUUUUUCCGCAAGAAUACGUUGAUUUUUCGUGAGAUCUCGCAGCUUAAGUGCGACGUUUGCUCCAAAAAUAUCGAAUCGAUCAUUACUAAUUGCUGGCCUUUUGAAAUGGUUUUGAACAGACUGUAAAACUUCAGUAGUAAGGUUUUCAUUUGCAUUCCUUUUUGGCCGACCCCUAUUAAAUGAUGUGUUUGCAAUCGAACGAGUCUCUGAAGUAGACUGUGUGGCUGAUGAUGACUGUGAAGUUGACUGUGUUGCUGUCGAUGACUGUGAAGUUGACUGUGUGGCUGGAGAUUGGAGAUGGCUGCGCGUCACUUUCCGUCUCCUGAAACAUUUUUUUUACAGUUCCCACGCUCGGAAGAAGAAUGGAAGGAUGUGGCCAAAGUGUUUGAAAAGAGAUGAAAUUGUCCACAUUGUCUUGGCGCAGUGGACGGUAAACACACCGAUUUUUCUCCCGGCUGGAUGUGGCUCGGAGUAUUUCAACUACAAAAACCAACAUAGCGUGUUAUUGGCAAUCGUUGAAGGAAAUUAUUGAUUCCUUUUAUAUGAUUUUGGGACUAAUGGAAGAAUUUAGGAUGGAGGAGUACUCGCAAACACUAAGUUUUUCGAAAAACUUGAUAAUAAUCAGUUGUGUAUUCCAAACGAUACAGUGGUCGCAAAUAGCACUAGAAAGUUGCCUCAUGUAUUUGUUGGUGAUGAUGCGUUUCCACUUAUGACAGAUUUAAUUAAACCAUUUAGGCAAGCAGACUUGACGACAAAUAAAAACAAAAUUCUAAAUUACCGUGUACCACGAGCACGGCGCAUUGUCGAAAAUGCAUUUGGGAUAUUUGCAUCUCGAUUUAGAAUUUUUCACAUGAAAAUUAGUAUUGACCCGAAGAGAAUAGAGUCUGUCGUGAUGGCCAGUUGUGCUUUACAUAAUUAUUUAAAGAAAACGGCAGAAAAUUCUUACUGUCAACCUGAAUGCUUUGACAAAGAAAACGUUGAUGAAGGUUCGACAACUCAAGGAUAUGAUUCAAUGGAUUUAGCCAUGGUUAAUUUGCAAAGAACAAUUCGUGGUAAUACGUCAACAACUGUAGCAAAAAAGUCAGAGAAGAUUAUAUGGAAUACUUUGCAAAUGAAGGCAGCGUUCCGUGGCAAAAUAAUUUUAUACCUGAACUCAUUUUAUAGUGAAACAUUAAACUUUGAGAAUAAAACAUUAAAUAAAAAAAUAUAGAUAUAGUUUUAUUUAACACCAGUGAUCAUGUAAAAUCGUAAGGCCGACCUUCCUGGGACACCCUGUAUACAGGGUGCCCAGAAAAAUGUGAACAAAAACCCAAUGGGGCGGUUCUCCUUGAUAAAAUAAUGCUGGUUCUUUAGUUACAUGUCAAAAUCUCAAUGGCUAGAUACAGGGUGGCAAGUUUUAAAUUUUUUUGUAGUAAUUUCUGAACUUAACAGCAUUAUUUUACCAAGAGGAACCACCCCAUUAGGUGUUUGCCCACAUUUUUCGGAUACCCUGUAUAUUUAUAAUAUGUGUAAAAUACCAGUAAUACCAUAGUUUUGGUAUAUAAAUUUCUUGAGUUCCCGCUCCUGACUUCUUCGAAUCAGCGAUCUUUUUGCGUUCUUUUUUGUAUGUAGAGCGAAUGUUAUUAAUUUUUUUUACAACAGCGUCUUUGUCAGCAUUAGGGUCUACUAUUUUCAAUUUAUCAACUAACUUAGCAUACGCCGAACAUUUUAAGUCUCGAGUGUGAUACUCUUUGUGUUUAAUAUUACAAAGACAAGGUUCACUGCGAUACAACUCAAUAAAUUGUUCUAGCCAUUGGCGAUUAGUCUGAGACGCCAUGACACGCGCACACACAUCCAAUCGACCUGCGACCGCAGACAAAACUGAACGCCAUUAAACGAAAACUGAACUGAGCUCAUACACGCUAAAGGUUCGUGUACAUUAGCAAUACUAUUGCGACAUUUAUUGCUACAUAAACUUGCCCGACUGUUUACCCUACGGCAUUUUUUUCUCGCAAAUUAUUUCAGCAACUGGUCUCGAGAGAAAAUGUCGGGUUUUUUGCGAAAAAUAUGUCUUGUAUGUUUACACUUAUAUUGUAACCCUUGCUCUGUCUGUACAAAAGUAUUUCAUCGCAUUCGUGAGUAUAUUAUUGAAAAUGUCUGCCCCACAAACUAGAUAUGCAGCUGCAUAUACAGUCUUAUGUUUGUUAAAGAAAAAAACUAAGAAAAAAAGUGAAUAUAGGCAAGAGAAUGGGUACUAAGACGGUGUAAUCUCGGAAUGCACGAAACAUUGUUGUCCGAAUUGAGAAUAGAAGACCCUUCGUAACUUGACAAUUUUUUGCGAAUGUCAAAGACUGAUUUUGACCAUCUUUUAAAAUUAGUUGGACCACGCAUCAGCAAACGUGAUGCACAAAUGCGUUGUGCUAUUACCGCUAGUGAACGGCUCUGUUUGACAUUAAGAUUUUUAGCAACAAGUAAGGACAUAAUAUUAUCCAGAUUAUCAAAUAUAUAUUUAUUAAACGAUAUGUUCAGGAUAUUAUAUCAAAUAUAUUUUUACAUGUAGCCUCAUUCAGCGUAAUUGUUGCAGGUGAUUCAUAUCAUUCGUUAAUGUACUUAUUCCGAAUCCCUGUAUGUACAAUUGCGGCGAUUGUUCCUGAGUGUUGUAGUGCAUUGUUCGAUGUUCUAAAAAAGAAAUAUUUAUAGGUAAGAUUUUUUACUAACAUGUUUUGUUCAAUUUUCUGUCUGAAUAUGACUCCGAUUAAGUUCUAUACAAUUUUGAUAGGUUUAUUUGUCAAAAUUGCAGCUCUUCAGCGGUAACGGUUUAUUUAAUUAACAAAUAUACAUACACAUUAUCUUCUUGUGUAUUUGCUACAAAUGACGUAUAACACGAUGGAGCCGAUUGGGGUCUAGAUGAUGAGCAUGAAGAGUUACAACUUGUCCGCGGAGAAGAAACAUCGAGUUCUGAAAAUUGAACUAUAGCACGCUGAAUGAUUAAUUUUAGUUGACGUUGGUAUUCGGGUGAUUUUAAAUUUCUAAUUUUACUUGCAACAAAAUCUCCAAAAAUUUGGAACUCAUCUAUAGGUUUAGACAUUAAAGUAGCUGCCCUUUUCAACAGAACAUCUUGCUCUAUUUCAUUUUUCUUACAGUGUCCUCGCUUUUUCUUUUUCUCUGGCUGUAUAUUUUUGACAACAUUGUUCAUUUCUUCAGCAUUAUUCGAAUUAUCAUAUCCUUCCGUUGACGUUUCCGUCUGUUGUUCCUAAAAUAAAUACACGUGUGUUUUUAUUUUCAGACUCCAUCAUCACCUGAAGAAUGGCUACAACAUUCAAAAUUAUUUGAAGACCUAUUAAAUUUUCCACACUGUGUGGGAGCCCUAAACGGAAAGCAUAUAACUAUAAAGGCACCACCUAAUAGCGGAAGUUUUUUCUAUAACUAUAAAGGGUAUAACAGUAUCGUACUUGGCAUUGGCAUUGCCUGAUGCCACAUCUAAAUUUUUGUAUCUUGACAUAGGAUGCAACGGACGGCAGGCUUAUUACCUAACUUCCAACCGACCGUCAACCGACUCAAGUUGGUCGAUAGUUGCUGUCAAACGCAAAUUUCGUAUUAUGUAUCAGUCAGUGCGUCGCAGUCGCCGACUGGCUACGGUGGCGCCUCUAUGGAGCAACUGGUGAACGAAAAGUGCAUUCUUUUGUUAGGAGUAUCAAAAAAUUGGUAUUCCCUAACUGAUUGACAGCGACCCAACAGCAACUUACUAGCGAUUUGAACUGUCAAAUUAACAACUGCUCUGUGGUAGUCGACUAGUCGGUCGCUAGUCGGUUGCUAGUGUUUUGUUUGGAUAACAUUGUCAAAUUUAUUCAUUUUUUUAACAAGAAAGGUAAGUAUAACAAGUUCAAAUAAGGAAUAAAAUAGCUUGACGAGUCUAAGAAGUGAUUGUAUGCUCCAAAUUUGUAUUUUCAGCAAUUUUGAAUCGCGAUGGCUCGUGCAUUGUUGCUCAUGGAAGCAAUGGAUAGUGAAAGAAGAGUCCAAACUGCUCGCCUACGGCGUAAUCUUCGUGAACAAGUCAGGGGAUUAGAUAUAUCUGCAGACGAAUUUAGAGCACACUACAGGGUCACAAAGGAGCUAUUCUUGCAGUUAUGCGAUGAACUAUCACCCUACUUUCCUCGUUCGCGAAGGAGAUCAGCAAUAACUGAAGAGUCCAAAGUAAGUGAGGUCAUAUGGAAAAAAUCGCCUUAAGCUUGUAGUGGAGCAUUGCACAUCUAAUAUUUUUCAGCAUGUAAGCGUUGAACUUUAUAAUGAUAACAAAAGCCUUCUUCCAGCUUCCUACACAGUGUAUAGAAAUACAUUAUUUUAGGUAUUAACAGCACUUUCAGUGCUGGCCACUGGAUCGUACCAGAAACCUAUUGGCAUGGGUUACCUACAUGGGCUCAGUCAACCCAGUGUAUCGAAAGCACUAAUGGAAGUGGUGAAUGCAUUCAAUCAUCCAGACAUUUUAAAAAAGCAUAUUUACUUCCCUCAAACACCACAAGAGAGACGUGCUAUAAUUAAUGGAUUUUCAAAUAAAUUUGAAUUUCCUGGUUGUCUGGGAUGCAUUGAUUGUACUCAUGUAGCUCUGGUACGACCAAAUGAAAAUGAGGAAAGAUUUUUCAAUCGAAAACACUAUCACUCCAGAAAUGUGCAAAUAAUAUGUGAUAGCGAUCUGAACAUUUUAGACAUUGAUGCCUCAUUUGGUGGAGCUACACAUGAUGCCCAUAUUUGGAAAAACUCUCAUGCAUAUAGACACUUGAGAGAGCUUGCCAGCCAUGGUGAAAGAUUUUGGUUGCUUGGUGACUCGGGAUAUCCGUUAAGACCCUGGCUCCUAACACCCAUUAUAAAUGCAGAACCUGGUACUGCAGAAGAACAUUACACUAAUAUGCAUUGCCUUACCAGGAAUACUGUAGAGCGAUGCAUAGGAGUAUUAAAAGCAAGGUGGCGUUGUCUUCUGGUACAUAGGGUAUUACAUUAUGAUCACCAUAUGGUGGCAAAAAUGAUAAAUGCUUGUGCUGUGUUGCAUACCAUCUGCAACAGACAUAAUGUACCAUUUUCAGAGUUACCAAUGGAAGCCAUCCAUGAGGAAUUGAAUCUCCAAAUACCCUUACAAGCACAAGUCAUGGUUGGUACUGGUGCUCAAGGAUCAGCAUUGUUGGAGAGGGGUCGCCAACAACGGACUAACAUUGUGCAACGCUUGAGGAGUGCCUCAUGAGUGUAAAUGUGUGUCUUCUCCAUUAUUUUGUUUUUAUUAGCUACUGUAUGAAAUACUCCAAAUUUUCAAUCACUGUCAAAAAAGUCCAAAGUUUUUAGAAUUAGUUUUUUGGGAAGGUUUAUUUUUACCUGUUCAUGUUUUUCAAUAUCUAUUAUAGCAUUGUUAAGCAUUGAUUCUAAAUACAAUCGUAAAAAUAAAAAAAUCUCUUUAUCUGUUUCAUAAUCCUCAAACCCAAAUAUCAGAAAAAACACUCCUGCUUUUUUUGUAAUGACACCACUAUUUUCUUUUCGUCAAUUGUAAAGCAAUUACAAUUCUAAAUACAAUAAAAUAAUCUUGUAAACCUGUUGAAACUUCCUAUCAUAUUUGGAAUUAUAAAUGAUUUUCGGUUUGACUACAAAAAAUGGUCAGGGGUGAUUGUUAGGAAAUGAUUUAAGAGAGAUGGUUUUGGAACAAUCCAGUAAAUUGGCUUGUGCAAAUCUUCUAUAAAAUGUCUAAAAUCACGUAGUACAAAGGAACAAUAAUCAUGAAAAUACUUUAUUUUUUCAGAAUUUCUAAUAGUUUAGAUAUGUUUGACGACAUUUCUUGAGUGACUUUCAUCUGCAUCAGUGCCACUUCUGCCUGCAUGCGACUUGCUUCUGCCUGCAUGCGACUUGCUUCUGCCUGUAUCCGGCUUGCUUCUGCCAUCACCAGUGCUGCACUGCCAAGUUUUCCCUCAGCUUCAACCCUCUUUUCUUCCAACUCAAUGACCCAGUCAUUACUGACUCUCUUACGAUAUCCUAACGAAAAAACAAAAUAGGUACAGCUGCCUAACUUAUGAGCUAUAAGAGGAUUAUGCAAGAAAUUAUAUUUUUUCAAACAGUUUACUGCGAGUUGGAUUACAUCAGACCUGUUUUUUCUUCCAUGAACUGUAAUAGAAGAAAUUUUUUUUGUCAACUUCAAUUGAUUUCAUUGAUUUAUCUUUUUUAAAAGUACUGGACAGAAUGACUUUAAUAUUAACCAACUACCGCAAGAUAAUUACAAAGGUCAAAGCUUGACCUAAGACCAUGUAGACUGUAACAUGACAGGCAGUUAUAGCAUGUACUCACUUGGGCUUACACGUCUUUUCUUUGUAGGGCGUCGUGAAAGAGGACUUGAUGCACCUAGGGAAAAUAAAAAUCUAUAUAACUCAUGCACAAAAGGAAUUACAAUUAAACUCCAGAUUAAAAAAGUUUGUUAUUUAUAAAACUCAUAAUAUGCUGUUAUAUCGUUUUAAUGGUUAAGCUGGUAAUUGUGUUGCCUUUGUCAGUAUUGAAAAAUGUAUUGUACCAAAGCAUAUCUUUGUAUUUUCCAACAAAAUUUUAAAUAAAAAGUACUAACUAGAUGGCGUUUCUCUUUUCGAUUCCAUUUCUGGUGCUGGCUGAACAGCUGAUGUUGAAGGACAUGGUUCUGAAAAUCAAAAAGGUCUCAAUUAAUCAUAAACAUUUGUCUACAAGAAUUACACUAUACUCAAAAAAAAAAUUAUAUCGAGACAAAUAAAUGGAAAACCCGUAGGUAAAGAAAAAAUACAAAAUGCUCAACACAAUAUGCUGUCGUUUUUUUUUUGUCU